Gopherus flavomarginatus (Mexican gopher tortoise) is the source of this 14210-nucleotide messenger RNA. It is a transcript of the gene SLC4A8, whose product is annotated as solute carrier family 4 member 8. Bases 72 to 3296 code for a protein of 1074 amino acids. Gene Ontology annotation, biological process: regulation of intracellular pH; transmembrane transport; bicarbonate transport. Gene Ontology annotation, cellular component: plasma membrane. Gene Ontology annotation, molecular function: solute:inorganic anion antiporter activity; monoatomic anion transmembrane transporter activity; sodium:bicarbonate symporter activity. The transcript is spliced from 25 exons. The record is from RefSeq and is a predicted model, not a curated record. NCBI's taxonomy places the organism in Eukaryota, Metazoa, Chordata, Testudines, Testudinidae.
AUCUGGACACUGGAUUAGAUAAGAAAGGUAUUGACUAACUUCGCAGCCUGGUGGCAGACUUGAAAACCACCAUGACAUCGGAGAAACUGCAGAGAGUCGACGAAGAGGCGGUGGUGGAUCAAGGUGGGACCAGUAAUGUCGUUAAUAUUCAUUAUGAGAAAGAAGAGCUGGAAGGGCACAGAACGCUAUACGUUGGGGUACGGAUGCCUUUGGUGAGACAAAGCCACAGGCAUCACAGGAAUCAUGGCCAGAAACAUCGGAAACGAGACCGGGCGAAGGGAGCCAUUCAAGAAGAUGAGCAGGAAUCUCAUGACACCCCGUCUCAGCGAGUUCAGUUUAUCCUUGGUAUGGAGGAGGACGAGGAGCACGUUCCCCACGAUUUGUUCACAGAGCUGGAUGAAAUCUGUGUGAAAGAAGGAGAAGAUGCCGAAUGGAAGGAAACAGCCAGGUGGCUGAAGUUCGAAGAAGAUGUGGAGGACGGAGGAGAACGCUGGAGCAAGCCCUAUGUAGCGACACUUUCAUUACACAGCCUCUUUGAGCUGAGGAGUUGUAUCAUGAACGGGACUGUCCUUCUGGAUAUGUGUGCCAACAGCAUCGAGGAAAUUGCAGAUAUGAUCCUGGAUCAGCAAGAACCAAGCAGUGAGUUUGAUGAAAGCAUGAGAGAGAAUAUCCGGGAUGCCCUCUUAAAAAAGCAUCACCACCAGAAUGAGAAGAAGAGGAACAACCUCCUUCCGAUUGUCCGCUCUUUCACUGAUGUCAGCAAGAAACAGUCAGAUCCACACUUAUUGGAUAAAACGGCAAUGCACGCGCAGUGUCCUCAACCUGGCACCACCAGUCUAGAAGUUAAAAAUGGAGUGACCCACGACACUAGUCCUAUGGAUUUAAGCAAGGCGGAGCUUCAUUUCAUGAAGAAAAUUCCCACCGGAGCAGAAGCUUCCAACGUUCUAGUGGGAGAGUUGGAUUUCCUCCUUCGUCCCGUGGUGGCAUUCGUGCGUCUGACGCCAGCCGUCCUUCUCUCAGGCAUGACGGAAGUGCCGAUCCCAACAAGGUUCUUAUUUAUCUUGUUGGGACCAGAAGGGAAAGCACAUCAGUACCAUGAGAUUGGCAGGUCAAUGGCCACUCUCAUGACAGAUGAGAUUUUCCAUGACGUUGCUUAUAAAGCCAAAGACCGUGGUGACCUUGUAGCUGGUAUUGAUGAGUUCCUGGAUCAGGUGACAGUAUUGCCUCCUGGAGAAUGGGAUCCGUCGAUUAGAAUUGAACCACCGAAAAAUGUACCUUCCCAGGACAAGAGGAAGAUGCCAGGUGUCCCUAAUGGCAUUGCUUGCCAUACUGAGCCAGAACAGCACAGUGGACCCGAACUUGAACGAACAGGAAGGCUCUUUGGUGGUUUGAUCAUGGAUGUGAAACGAAAAGCUCCUUGGUUCUGGAGUGACUUCAGGGACGCUCUGAGCUUGCAGUGCUUGGCGUCUUUCCUCUUCCUAUACUGUGCCUGCAUGUCCCCCGUGAUUACCUUUGGGGGGCUGCUUGGGGAAGCAACCGAUGGACAAAUAAGUGCAAUAGAAUCCUUAUUUGGUGCCUCGAUGACUGGAGUUGUGUACUCUCUGUUCGCUGGACAACCCCUCACUAUCCUAGGAAGCACUGGACCGGUGUUGGUGUUUGAAAAGAUUUUAUUCAAGUUCUGCAAAGACUACUCGCUCUCCUACCUUUCCCUGAGAACCAGCAUUGGACUGUGGACCGCUUUCCUGUGCAUCGUCCUUGUGGCAACAGACUCCAGCUCCCUCGUACGCUACAUCACUCGCUUUACUGAAGAAGCAUUUGCUUCUCUGAUCUGUAUCAUUUUCAUCUACGAAGCUCUAGAGAAACUGAUUAAGCUAGGGGCAACCUACCCCAUCCACAUGCACAGCCAGCUCGACCACCUUACCUUCUACUACUGUAAGUGUGCCGCUCCUGACAAUCCCAGCAAUCAAACCCUGCAGUUCUGGAGUGACAGGAAGAUUGUCCCUUCUGCGAUUGAGUGGGCGAACCUCACUGUCAGAGAAUGUCAGAAAAUGCAUGGAGAAUUUACUGGACCCGCCUGUGGGCACCACGGCCCCUACACGCCAGAUGUCCUCUUCUGGUCUUGCAUUCUUUUCUUCACCACCUUCAUCAUGUCCGGUGCACUGAAGAUGUUUAAAACCAGCCACUAUUUCCCAACAAAAGUACGAGCCACGAUAAGUGACUUUGCUGUUUUCUUAACUAUCGUCACUAUGGUGACUUUUGAUUUCUUAAUUGGAGUCCCAUCACCAAAGCUACAAGUUCCCAGUGUCUUCAAGCCGACAAGAGAUGACCGUGGGUGGAUUAUUAGCCCGAUAGGACCCAAUCCCUGGUGGACGGUGUUAGCAGCUCUCAUCCCAGCUCUCCUCUGCACCAUCUUGAUAUUCAUGGACCAGCAAAUCACUGCUGUUAUCAUAAACAGAAAAGAGCAUAAACUCAAGAAAGGAUGUGGCUACCACCUGGACCUUCUGAUGGUAGCAAUAAUGCUUGGUGUUUGCUCCGUGAUGGGGCUGCCCUGGUUUGUCGCUGCGACUGUUCUAUCCAUCACCCACGUGAACAGCCUUAAACUAGAGUCUGGCUGCUCAGCUCCUGGAGAACAACCGAAAUUUCUUGGGAUACGAGAGCAAAGAGUCACUGGCCUCAUGAUCUUUGUGCUUAUGGGCUGUUCCGUCUUCAUGACUGCUGUGUUAAAGUUUAUCCCGAUGCCGGUGCUUUAUGGGGUGUUCCUUUACAUGGGUGUUUCUUCACUCAGAGGAAUUCAGUUCUUCGAUCGCCUGAAGCUGUUUGGAAUGCCAGCAAAACACCAGCCCGACUUUAUCUACUUACGGCAUGUCCCCUUGCGAAAAGUACAUCUCUUCACCGUGAUCCAGCUGAUGUGCCUCGUUUCACUCUGGGCCAUCAAAGUUUCUCCUGCUGCCAUCGUCUUUCCCAUGAUGGUCUUGGCUCUGGUCUUUGUCCGGCAAGUCAUGGAUUUCUGUUUCUCAAAGCGGGAGCUCAGCUGGCUCGAUGACCUCAUGCCAGAAAGCAAGAAGAAAAAACUGGAUGAUGCCAAAAAUAAAGCCAAGGAAGAAGAGGAGUCUCAGAAAAUGAUCGAAGCUGCUGAAGCAAAUGUCAUGCAGUUACCAUUGGGGAACACAAAAUAUUUGACUGUUCCAGGACGAAAUAACAAUUUCAGGGAUGAUCCUUCAGAGAUAAACAUCUCAGAUGAAAUGUCUAAGACAACUGUAUGGAAAGCUCUCAGCAUGAAUACAGAAAAUCUCUAAAUCCCAGGAGAAGAGUUUUUCCAUUUAGGGACCUUGACUUUGGCGGCGGGGGAGGAGAAUGUGAAGAUGACUCAGGGAUGAGCCAAGAUGUACAGACACGGGGAGAAAAUACUCUUAAAAAUGGAGAAAGGGGCGAAAAAACCCACCGCUCUCCUCUGGUACUUUUUUCAUUCAAGUAACUGGAUUCACAUUAAAGCCAUUCAGACAUUUUCAGUGAUCUUUGGUGUGCUUCGGUGGGCAUUUAUUCUCUUCAGACCAGCAAGCUGAGGUGGCCAUUGCAAUCGAUGACAGUUCAAUGCUGUUAAGCCUCUCUCUCUGUGAGUGCGUGCGUGUGUUCUGUUCUCUUCAUGGUAGAGAGAUUGCUACCACACAGCCAUUGAGUGGUAUAGAUUUUCCAUCUGAUUUUCCUUUAAAAAUAUAAACUCUGAAUGUACAAAAUUCACUUUUCUGAUCUUUCUGGGCCACUGUCCAUUUACUGUUCUUCCCUAGCUGGCUGUUGGGUUGGUUGGGUUCUCAGUUAAGUUUCUGCAGUGCUUUUGCGUGUAUGUUAAUAGUUGUCACAGGUCCAUCUUGGGACAGUCCACGGCAGGCCAGUGUAAUGGGAAUAUCUUCAGCAGACCUGGACCAAAGCUGCAAACUGGUUUUUCAGUGCUUGUUCAUUCUAGUUUUUGCUAUUUUGCACACGUUCUAGUGCCUAAGGCCUGGACUCAGCAAAGCGUGCCAUCUGUGCUCAGCCGUGCAAUGCCUAAUUUAGGGUGGAUGGUCGGCGGGAUUGAGGUUUCUAAGUGCCUAAAUCCCUUUUGGCAAUGAUACUUAAGCUCCUAAAUCAGUUUGGCAUUGCACAGCUGAGCACAGCGACGCCUCCAAAUACCUUUAAAAAUCUGGGCUAUAAGCACAUUCUUGAUUGAGUUGGCGUUGGUCCUGCUUUGAGCAGGGGGCUGGACUUGAUGACCUCCUGAGGUCCCUUCCAACCCUGAUAUUCUAUGAUGCUAAGUCCCGCUGAAGUUAAUGGAACUUGCUUAAAAUUAAAAGCUCUGCUGAUUAUGUAAAUGAGUCCUGUGUGUUAUGGUGGCCCAUAAGUGGCGCUGACUAAGGUCGGGGCUCCAUUGUGCUGAAAGACUGUCCCUGCCCCAAAGAGCUUGCAGACUGUCUGGACAGAAGGGUCAUGCAGGCAUUGCUGCUUCUGUCAGCUGAGCUCUGUGCGCACACCUGGGCUUCUUGCAUCUCUCCAUUCUUCCCCCACAAGCUCCCUGAGUACCCCCUCCCAACCCUCUGUCUUUUAGGAAGUCCCUGCAACCCCCACCUCCCUCAUGCAAGGAGUUUUGUGUACCCACAUACCCCCUUUCCCCUCCAGACCAGGAUCCUCCGUUAAACCCCCUGUGCCAGGGGUUUGUGUACUCCCUCCCCCAACCCCUCAUACGAGACCCCCAUUCAACCCACAUGCCUGGGUCUCUGUGUACCCCCAUUUCCUCCUUUCCCCUAUGCCUGGGGCUCUGUGUACCCCCUUUUGCCCUCCCCCUAUGCCAGGGUCUCCCAUUCUUCCUGCUCCAUGUCAGGAGCUUUGGGUGUCUCCUUUCUCCCCCCCAGUACUUUUCUUUCCCCCCAUUGGAAGGUUUGGAUGCACCUAUGGCCCAGUCCUGUGUUCUGUCCAUUAGACAAUGCUUCUUUCUUGCUUGUUCACCUGCUUUGCCUGAGCAUGUGCCUGAGCACUUUGCUGAAUCGGUGCCUAUCUUAACUCAUGCUGUGCGUGGGAAUAGAGAAUAUUGCAGAUGAUUCAUAAUGGUGAGUAUUCACGGCAUAAGCCUGCUCCAAAGAGUCACCCUCCUCCCAUAAUGGGACAGAAACAUUAGUUGCGAUCUCAGAGACCAAUCAGAAUAGCUUGGAUGCUGCAAUGAUGCACUCCCAUGCAAACGUCAGACCAAGAUUUAUUCACACCAGCUCUUCAGCGAAUAGCUUCCAACCAUGCACGAGUUGGAGAAAACUGCAAUCUCGUGGCGCUCGCUUCUUGGGCGGAAAGAGGCAAAACUAAUUAAUAUGUCAUCUGAAAACAAGAGCUGUCAGACGACUGUCACAUUGUCUAGCUGUAUCAUAGUCUGGGGACUUUCUCUUUGUUAUACUGCUUGGCAGAGUAUCACAAUCUGAUCAGUUAUCGAAUCCCUUUUCAGAAAUCAGUGUUCAUCUGAGGUCCACGUUCAGCAAAGCACUUAGGUAUGUAACUUUAAAUACAUCUAGUUCUGUGCAUGAGGGAAUCAUAAAUUUGGAUGGCUGGAAGGGAUCUCAAGGGGUUGUCCAGUCCUUCAUCCUAGUCUGGGGCAGAACUCUCCCUCCCUUUCAGCUAGAGCAGUAGAAGCCCCAGAUCCAGCUGGGAUGGGUUCCACCAGCAGCGCCAUAAGACUAUCCUUUGAGGAACCCUCCGUACAUCUCUGCGGUAGAGGGCAUGCCAGAGCUGUGAAGGCUGCGUCAGAGGGUGCCAUGGCCUAUAGGUCAGCCCUGGGAGCAGGGCCGGCUCCAGGCACCAGCUAAAGUUGGCCAAUACCAAGAGGCGGCAUUCCAGCCGGUCCGAGUCUUCAGCGGCAAUUCGGCGGCGGGUCCCUCACUCUCUCUCGGAGCGAAGGACCAGCCGUCAAAUUGCUGCUGAAGUGUGGAGCAGCGCGAUCAUGCUGCUACCGCUUUUUUUUUUUUUGUGCUGCUUGGGGUGGCAGAAAACCUGGAGCCGGCCCUGCCUGAGAGGCUGCCGUGACUUUAUAAUAAAUAUAUGGAGAUAUACCUAUCUCAUAGACUAGGAAGGGACCCCGAAGGGUCAUUGAGUCCAGCCCCCUGCCUUCAUUAGCAGGACCAAGUACUGAUUUUGCCCCAGAUCCCUAAGUGGCCCCCUCAAGGAUUGAACUCACAACCAGAAGCAGUGCCAGGGUUUUUGCCACUCUAGGUGGCAGCGCUCCUUCUCUGAGCGUUCGGCAGUGGAGGGUCCUUCCACUCCGCAUCUUUGGGGCACUUCGGUGGCAGGCCCUUCACUCGCUCCGAGAUCCGCCACCGAAUUUCUGCCGAAGACCCGGAGCAGAAGGACCCUCUGCUGCCAAAUUUCCUCCAAAGGCGGCAAAAUGCCACCCCGCAAAUCCUGCCACCCUAGGUGACAGCUUAGGGUCGCCUAGUGGAAGCCAGCCCUGUUCACAACCCUGGGUUUAGCAGGCCAAUCCUCAAACCACUGAGCUAUUCCUCCUUUUACCGGCCCAUAGGGGUUUCUAAAUCACAGCAGGGGCCACUGUAGUCCCUGGUGCAGCCCAGGCUCAGAAAGGCGCCACCCUCCUCUGUGCUGUGCCUCUUAGAGGCACAACUCAGAAUCUCAUCUGUUGACUCUCAUGGGCCGACUCAGAUGCUUAAAAUUCAACCAGGUGCUUACAGACCUUGCUGAAUCAGGGCUUCAUUCUGCUUUUCUUACUCAGCCAAAACUCAGUUCCCAUCGAAUUCAGGAAGAGAGUCCCCAAAGGUUAGAGUUUCAAGAUCAGGGCCUAUGUUUUUAAAAAGCACAUAGAUUUCUCGAUCGGUGGAAUCUUUUAUGCUUAUUGCAAGCAAAUCUGACUAGUCUCCGAUUAGGAGCUUUCCAAGGUUACCGCCUGUCCUGCAGCGUGGAUAGGUGUUAUGGUAGCACUCACCCGAACAGUACUUGAUUGUUUGCUGUAAAUGCUAACCCCUGCAGUGAAACUCACUCCAAACAUAGAUCUCCUUUCUUUUCAAAUGCAUUCAUUUAUUCCUUCCAGAAUUAUUGAGCUGACUGAUUAUGAUCAUCCAGAGGGCUGGAUGUGGUGGCCCGAAUUAUAAAAUGAAUAGACUUUGAGUUAUUUGCUUUGUAGAUUGCUUUUUCAGCAUCCAUUAUGUCAGUGUACAUCGCUCAUUCUCUUAAAGGAAUAGUCUCAGUGGUAGUUUCUUCUUUGAAUACAGUUGCCUGAUUUACUAUAUUACUAAGCACCUGUGGAAAGCAUUACACAGGGGCCAAGCCUCGUUCCAGCCUCGCUGGUGUAAAUCGGGCUUAACGCCAUCAUUAGGCUGGCAUCUGAAUGGUGGAAGCAGCGGCGGCCCCAGGCACCAGCUCUCCAAGCGCGUGCCUGGGAUGGCAAGCCACGUGGGGGCAUCCUGCCGGUCCCUGUGAGAGCGGCAGUCAGGCAACCUUUGAUGGCUUGCCUAUGGAAGGCCCGCUGGUCCCAUUGAUUUGGCAGGAAUUCGGCGGCAGGUACGCCGAAGCUGCGGGACCGGCGGACCUCCCGCAGGCAAGCCGACGGAGCCGCGGGACCGGCGGACCUCCUGCAGGCAAGCUGAUGAAGCCGUGGGACCGGCGGACCUCCCGCAGGCAAGCCGAUGAAGCCGCGGGACCGGUGGACGACCCACAGGCAAGCAGCCAAAUCCGCGGGACCGGGGACCUCCCAAAGGCAGCCUACCUGCCGUGCUUGGGGCGGCAAAAAAGCUAGAGCCACCCCUGGGUGGAAGUGAGAUCAGAAUCAGAUCUUCUAAAUUGAACAUAAGAACGGAGGGUGGCGAGGUAAUGAUUGAAUUAUUUUUGCUACCCCAGCAGAUUUGGUUGAAGACGAAUGUGUUGGGCAGUAUUUUUGGGCCAGAGCUUUAUAUCAUUUUCUUGCAUCACAGUACAGCUUUGUUGUAACUCCUUGAUCUUUACACCUAUCCUUGUGAGAUGGAAACUCUAGAACGGUCUUUUACCCGCCUCUUGUUUAUAUCAGACUCUCCAUAGCUAGUGGCGCGAAAGCUUUGGAAAGGAUUUUUUUCUAGGACUCCUGUUUCUGUGAAAAUUGAUUUUCUCCAAGGCUUGCAUGAUCAAUUCAGAGUAGCCCAAUGACCUAAGAAUAGACGGAUUUGAGAAAAAGUUCCUAGCUCGCAGCCAGUAAGUUUGGCGGGUGAGUGGGGAUCAUGAAAAUACAAACAGCUCAUGAGAAAAGAUGGUGAGGGAACCCAGAAAACUUCUACAGAUGGUAGAUGUGAUACAUGCAUGGGGGAGGCGGGGCAGGAAAGGAAGUUCCCUGCGCAGGAGUGAUGAACUGGGGUGACAAACUGACCUAGAAUACCGUUUACUAGUCCCUGUUCUCUCACACCCACUACCUAUAGUAAUUACAGCUAGGAACCUUCAGUAGCUCUUAUGCAUGGCUGCAGCUUGGAAGUCCAUGCUGGCCAGGAUCUAAAAGAGUUGGCCUGCUGGUUGCAGCUUUGGUUUCCCCUGAUGAAGCAGGGGCCUCACAGGGUCUACAUUGGGAACGUGGCUGCAUCACACCCUUCAUGAUUCCUGCCUUUGCUACUGUGACCAAUAAGAAGAUGUCGGCCACAUAUUUACUGGCUGCCCCCAUCGGCAAGGGCUGCCUGGUUGCUUUGUGCACUUGCAUAAUGCCCUCCCUUCAGCUGUUGAAUGAUAAAGAUGCUAAUAGGCUUGAUUUAAUCCCACAAACUAUAGGGCUGCCGCAGUAAGGACUAGAGUCUGAGAGAUCUAAGGCCCCUUGUCAAAAGCUGGGAAUCUCCCCCAGCUCAGAAUUUACAGAUUGAUAGACCAGAAGGGUCCAUUUUGAUCCCCAGUCUGGCCUCCUGCUGCAUAACUCAGGCUGAUAAAGGGAUGGGGUUCCUGACCCAGUCAUCCACCAAGGGCCCACUGAAGCAUUGAAGAUUUUCCAGUCAUCUUCUCUGCUAAUGACCACUGGUGGGGAGGGACCUUCAGGUCAACAGCCCUGGGAGCUGAAAACGUGUCAGCUUGAGGAAGAAAAAGGUCAGACCUCUUGUUCCAGCUCUGCUUUCGCUUCCUGGAUAAGAAAAGACAGCUUGGGUUUUAUUCUCACUCCUGCCCGGCUGUGUCUGCACAGAACUCAUGGCGGCGUGGCUGCAGGGCCGCCCGGGGUGGUGGUGAGGGGCAAGUAAGGCAAUUUGCCCCAGACCCCGGGACCUGCAGGGGCCCCCACUAGAAUAUAGUGUUCUAUAGUAUUGCAACUUUUUUUUUAUGGAAGGAGCCCCCGAAAUUGCUUUGCCCCAGGCCCCCUGAAUCCUCUGCUUGGCUGCAUUAAUAUAACAUGCUAUUUUAUCCUGGCCGUCUGUGCCAGUGUAACCCAUCCUUGCGCAGUGAGGCUGUCUGUGUCCCUCGAGUGGUUAGAGUCAGCUACAGCCUUUGAGCUGAGAAGGAGGGCAGGUUCUUUGCAUUCAGAUCCAGCAGCACUUGUAGGUUUCAGACCGCAGUAACUGACCCGUCGGUGUCUGAAACAAGCAUAUCCUCUCCCUCAUUAAAUAGGCCUGAAGGGAUCAUUGAGUCCAGUCUCCUGUUAUCGCAUAUAAUCAUUUAUAUCAUUAUUCCAUAUAAUGCUAUAAUCCAGCCUCCGGUCACCCCAUCAUGUAACUCUGUUCAUAAACGUAUAAAGCUCUGUGUUCAAACGAGUUCGAUUGUUUGCUCCCGCUGACCACUCCAGGGAAGAAAAAUAUAGCACGGAGAAACGCAUGGAGAAAAUCCAGGAUUUUCCUGCCAUUUUAAAAAGAAAUAUUAGUUCUGUUAAAUAAUAAAAUGGCUUGUUUAUGCAAUGGUUACAAUUGUUUCUACUGGACAGGAGAACACUUUCUUCUAUAUGCUUUCUAUAAAAAAUAAUUACUGGGUCCCUCUAAGUGACUUUAGCAACAAUUUUUUUUUUACUUUAAAAAUGAUAGCACUAUGGAGUGGUUGAAAGUGAUGACAUUGCCCAGGGAGAGCUGGCCGUAUCUUUAAAAGCGGCCUACUUUUAAUUGUAUUAAGGAUGGAGUAAAAUGAUGCACAGUGUGGAACUGUUUACAGCACAAACCCAGCUUGCUGCAGUACCACAUCCCCUCCUUUUAAAUAAGUAAAACCCAACCUACAAUAAAACUGCAAAGCUUUGCCAGGGACUGGGCCCUCAGUUAGAAUCAAAAUAGUUCCAGAACAGAGAUGUAACCAGUAUGGCCAAUCCCCAAACUGUUCAGAAAUCAUGAGAUUGACUUAAAAACCAUGAGAUCAAGAAAACCAAAAAUUAACAAACGGGGGAAAAACAAUCACAUUUUGGGUUCAUUUUGGCUUUGUUUCUGAGCCUAUAGGGUGCUCUCAGGUCAUAAUUUCAAGUUUUUCUCUGCAACCACCAGGGCUAGAAGCUUUUUUUGUUUGAUGAAAGCUGAGGCUCUUGCAUAACAAUAUGACUCCAGGAGCAGGAGCUUUAAGGAAAACACCAAAGAUUCCAAGGAUCAAUGUCAAUGUUUAGCUGCCAUCUUUGUGGCCUAUGAUUUGAGCAUGCCUCUGUUUCCUACCACGUAUCAUGAUUGGUUGACUCGUUACCUAACGGUAAUGACUAGAUAGCUGACCUGUUUCUAGAACAGGACAUGCAGAAGCAGGUUGCAAACACCAAAGAAUCUAAUUACUUUGUAAUCCGUCAGCUAAAAACAUCCCAUAGGAAGGCACUGGACCUUGGUUCUCCGCUGUCUUGUGCAGUCAUUUAUACCAAUGCGAAGGGCUGCUAUUCUGAUUGGCCUCGUGUGUUUCAGAGCCUUGCAUUUUACACUGGGCACUGGUGUCAAUGAUGGAGAAUCUGGCCCGUCACUGAUUUCACACUAGAUUGAUAACAAAUAGAAAUGUGCGAGUCCCCUUCUUUCUCCACUGAGCACAGUCAGAUUGUGCAGCUCCCCGAAGGAUGUAGGGCAGUGUCUCUACAAAGACAUCAGUGGCCAGUCCCCCAGCUAUGUCUCCUCUUCUAUGUACAUGCCUAAGGCCUCAUGGGGGCCUGAUGACAGUCUGCUCUUAGUGGAGAAUGAAGGGGCAGGGGGGCUGGGCUGGGGAAGGUACUGGGGUGCAUGGGAGAUGUUGUGCUGUGGGACAUGAUGCUGUGCUGAGAAACGUGCAGAUGGAGAUGUGACAUGACGCUGGGGUGGUGCUGUGCAUAAAAGAUUGUUACAAGGAGGAGGGUGAAAAAUUGUUCUCUUCAUCCUCUGAGAAGGGGACAAGAAGCAAUGGGCUUAAACUGCAGCAAGGAAGGUUUAGGUUGGAUAUUAGGAAAAACUUCCUGUCAGGGUGGUUAAGCACCGAAACAGAUUAACUAGGGAAGUUGUGGAAUCUCUGUCCUUACAGAUUUUUAAGAACAGGUUAGAAAAACCUCUGUCAGGAAUAGUCUAGUUAUUACUUAGUCCUGCUUUGAGUACAGGGGACUGGAUGAGAUGAUCUCCUGAGGUCUCUUCCAUGAUUCUGUGAUGCUAUAAUAGUUUUUUCAGGUCUCUGGCAAUUAUUGAAAAAUUGAACACCGACUGCCACCACAGAUUCAGGAAAUGAAAGAUUUUUUUCUCAAUUUUUUUUUUCGGUGAAUGGGAAAAAUUCAGUUAGAUUUUGAGCCAUUUUGUUAUUUUAAAAUCAAACUAAAGGAAAAUUGGACACCAAAAGUCAUUUCAAGUCGAAAAAUCAAAAUGUGUCUUCUUGCAAAUAGAAUUUGGAGGAGGGGGUGGGAGUUUUUUAGGUUGUUUUUUCUCCAGUCCUCACAAAUUAGUGUUUAGAGGUCACCAAAUCUGUAUUUUUUUUCACCCCCCAAAAACUGUCAACAAUUUUUGCCCGGUUCUACUCUUUGCGGCAACAAAGUGCGUCGAGAAAGGUGCUCAAAGCUGCCCCUAGAGGGCAGCACUAAGCAGAGCUGCAGCAAAUCUCAACAACAGGCUAAAUUAUCCAGAGUCAGAGCAAACGAAGAAGAAAGGUAGAGUAGCUGGCUGAAGAAGAGUGCAGCCUGUGAUUAACCCUGACAACUCCUGAUACCAACAAGGUGAGCUCCAAAGUCAGGGCUCCUCUGGGGCUGGUUCCAGGAACUGCACUAUGUAGGGUGACCAGACAGCAAAUGUGAAACAUCCGGACAGUGGUAGGGGUAAUAGGCAUCUAUUUAAGAAAAAGACCCAAAAAUCGGGACUGUCCCUAUAAAAUGGGGACAUCUGGUCACCCUAGCACCAUGGAAUCUUUAUGACUGUGUUCCACCCACAGUGAUGGACAGUCUAUGGUAAAGAGAACCCCUCUGUUCUUAAAUGCAGCUGCCAGCCCCGUAAGACCACCAGGGGCAGAAGCAGCAGCGUGAAUUGGAACCAGUUCUGAAGGCAGAGAUAAUACAAGUGCGUGUUCUGGGGUUCAUAGUAGCAUCACCCAGCAAACGAUUGUGUUCUCACCACUUGGUGUCUCUUUGGGGAUGUUGACGUGGGGUCAAUUGACUCAGGUUUACAGGGCUAAAAAUAGCAGUGUAGACAGUCCUGCUUGGGCUGGAGCUGGGGCUCUGAAACCUGGCGGAGUGGGAUGGUCUUGGAGCUGGGGCUCCAGCCUGAACAGAAACGUUUACACUGCUAUUUUUAGCCCCACAGCCUAAUCCUUGUGAGCCUGAGUCAACUGACCUGGGUUCUGAGACUCGGUGCUGUGGGUUUUUCUUUGCAGUGUAGACAUAAUCUGGUGUAUUCAGGACAGAGCACAAUACAGCAGCCUCAGCCAGAGAGGUCAAAGACCUAGAUGAUCUUGGUGACUUGGAAGGUAAUACUUCCACCAACGUCUGAAGAUGAAAAAUCCUGCUAAAACUAGUCUGGAUUAGUUCCACCUUAAGGAAAAUGGAAACUCUUUGCAUCUCAGGAGAAAAUUUGCUCCCUCUACCUGUGCAUCAUUAUUAGCCAUUCCUUUCCUUUAAAAUAAAUUCUUUGUUUUCAUUCGUUUCAAGCAUCGCUGUAAUCAUUUCAUAGCUCUCCUUCGAAGAUUAUUCUUACAUUCUGCCUUGGCACUAUGAUGAAGUCAGAAUCCCACAGUGUUGCCAGCUCCCUUGAUAGUCUCACAAAUGUUAUGUUGGUGUUUUGAUUUGAAGGCCAGCUCCUGGAGUCAGGUGAUGACAUGAAAAUCUCAGCUUUUAUUAAAAAAAAUUAGCUUUCAUGGUUGCAGGGAAAACAAAACAAAACAAAAACCCUAACAUUCAAAAAAACAGCAGGAGUCCCCCUCACCCCAGAUUUUUCAUUUUAAAAAAUCUCAUGAUUUUAAUACUUGUGAUUUUGGGAGGGUCAGAUUUAGGAUUUUUGACUGCUCGAGGUUGGCAAUGCUGUAAUACACCAUGGAAAGAUUUUCAAAGGUACAUGUGGCUGGUUGGUACCUAACUCCUUCGACUUUAACUAGAGAUUAGGCUCCUAAUUCCCAUGUGUGCCUUUGAAAAUGUCCCCCUGGAGCAAAAUGUACCAUCACCUCAAGGUGUUUUAAAUUGGCAUCGUUUUUUUUUUAAACACCUAUAGUACCAAUAAACAGAGAUGAUUUCUAAUGGGUGGAUUCUUUUACAUUCACAUAAGUUCAUGUCUUUGCUCACUCUUGUAAGGCAUUUUUGAAUAGUCCCCUGUAAAUCUGAUGGGUCUAAUUUGUCUGGUAUUUUUAGUUCAGAGAAUGACGAAGGCUGGGAGGAGUUAGACACCAAAUUUUGCGAAGGGAAUCUGAUGCCUAGUUCCCUUUGGUCCCAUUGAAAAUAGUAGCUAAAAUGAUGUGCAUAAUAUUCCCUAAACACGGAAGGAAAAAAAUUUUAAAAGGUGCUGGCACAUUUUUUCUAGUAUAUUUUUUUCCUCCUCGUACGCCACAUGUAGAAAUGGAGAAAUUUAUUUUCUUUCUAGAGAUACUGAAAUAUAUUUAUUUUGUUGUAAGAGAUGAUGUAGUUUGAAAACGCUCCACGUUGUAAAUAAAACUGGAAAACAGAAUUGAACUGUGUGUUAUUUACAAAUUAAACUGUUUGCUAAAAGUCCGACAUGUGAUUUGAUUGAUUUUAUUUCAGGGUUGGGGGUUUUGGUUGAGUUUGUUAUGUAAAAAAACGUUGUUGUCCUGUGGUUCAUGUCUGUGAAAUGUUGCUUGGUGAUUGUGGUACCUCAACAGUCAGAACUGUGCCUGUCUUUGAUUGAUCUGUAGCUCAUCGA